This is a messenger RNA of Melampsora larici-populina 98AG31, 1083 nucleotides long. RefSeq lists its product as uncharacterized. The record is from RefSeq and is a predicted model, not a curated record. The coding region runs from base 1 to 1083 and encodes 360 amino acids. The transcript is spliced from 3 exons. NCBI's taxonomy places the organism in Eukaryota, Fungi, Basidiomycota, Pucciniomycetes, Pucciniales, Melampsoraceae.
AUGAUACGAACCGCCUUCUAUGAUUACAGGACAAUGGUUCGAUUAGUUUUGUCAGGAAAUAUUUCUAGAUGGGCUCUAUUGGUUUUGUUGGCGGUUACGAUUCCUGCUAUACCCACCACUAUUCACCAAUACCUCAUACAAUGUUUCACUUUCCGUCUUCCAACGGUCUCGCACUUGUACUGCGCGUAUAUUGGCGGGCCGUAUUUUUGUGGACCCAAAGACAGUAGCCGCUCGAAAAAGGUGGCUCUGCUAUCCAACACCGUGACAUCGACUGCACGCUCCGCUGGGGAUAUCUUCGAGUCGAUCCUUGACCUAGGAAAUCCCAACCAUGUCCGUCUUUACCAAGAUGAGAUCCUGGAACUUUCUCAGACUAUCGCUGCCUCGGACAUCCUGGGGAAGAAAGAACACCUUGCCGAAAGUGUUCAGAACCUCAGUGAGAUGACCAGAGAUGUCAGGGACAGGGUCAACCUCUUGAAUAGUGCAAGUAUAUCAGUAUUGCGAAAGGUUUUUCAGAAACUCGAAGUGAUAGGGCUUAUUCUGAAUUCCAUUGCCGGUGGGGGAGAUGUAUACUCGACUACGUCAGCGCAGGCCAGAUUGACGGACCUGGUGCAAACCAUCUCGAAUGGGUUUUCCGAGCUAGAGGCGCAGGUAGACGCCGCCAUUCCACUGGCCAGACAAGGUUCGAAUUUUGCAGCCACUGUUGGCGCUCAAUUUGCCCAACAAAACAUGCAACUGCGAAAAUUAAAGGCCGGGGUUCCGCUUUGGAAACGCUUGGUCAACUUCAACACCUGGGAAAGUCAAUCGCUCAAUCGAAAUAUUGCAAUGACUACCGCAAGCGCAUCGACGUUGAGGUCUAUUGCAUUAAAGCUUGAAGACCUCCGCGCAACUCUUGUAACCUUUCAGGGAAACGCGGAACAUUUUCGAUCCGAGGUCAUAGGUAAUCAUAAGUCUUGUCGUGAGCUAGCAAUCGAUGACGAAUUUCGGGCAAUGAGCCAGGUAAUCGGUCGCUUCAGUCAGCUCACUGAGGCGGCUGGAACCAGCCUUAAAGUAACUCGGGUCGAUUCGCCGACCCUUUCAGCCUGA